GUUUCGCCACUCUUUGAAUGCUCCAUUAGAGGUUUUUCCAGUGAAUUUAAAAUUACCGAAAGUUGUGUGUGAUUUCGGCAAAUCGUCAAAUUGCCGACAUUAUAUUCAUGAAGUUGGUAAAAUGCCAUUUUACCAACAUUUUUGGAACAAGUGUUGGUAAUUCGAUAUUUUACCGAAAACACAAAAAACUUUCGGCAAUUCGUCGAAUUGCCGAAUUUACUAUGAAUUUUUCCGUUUUGAUAUUGAGUGAGUACAGAUUCAAAUAACCUCAAGAAGUCAUUUGACAUGAGCAGCUUCAACCAACGCGUAUGUAAACAAAUUCAUGUCAUUUCAUGACAUAUUCUCAUGUCAAAAGUGAAAAAAAGUUAAUUGAUUUCGUCGAUAUUUGGUUCGUUUUUAUUGCAUUCGCAUUGUUUUUGUCAAAGUAAUUUUAACAAAGUCCCGAAAUAAUUCAAGAUGACUGAUAAUGCAUCGGGUAACUCAUCGAAUACCGACAGCGGAUUACAAACUCCAACAAAACGUCCCAGACUUGAGGGAAAAAACACAAGACAGGCAAUUAUCGAUACGAUGUUCGGUGAGGUUGGAAAAUUUGGUGGACAGGUUUCGUCUUUAAAAACAAAAUCCAAUCGAGAAGAUGAGGACUAUAGACGACUCUAUCGACUCUAUAAAACCGCUCUAAAAGCACUGAAUAUGCUUAAAACCGAAUGUAGUGAUCUUGAAGACGAACUGCAGCCUUUGCCGACUCAUGCCGAAACAUUAUUACAAUCAACUAACGAUAAUGUAAAGGCCUGGUCACAAUAUUUCUACAUAAAUCCAUCACCGACCAAAAAGAAAGGUGUAAAAACCAUUCCAUCGCCAGUCACAGAGCGAAUUGGCAGCCUAUUGCAUUCAAUUGGAUCAUUUUAUGGACUGACAGCGGAAGCUGUAUGUUCGAAUAAACGGAAACAGGAAAAUAUUGACAACAUGAAAGAUCUUUUGACAGCAGCUAAAGAAGCCAUCUCUUCCCUGGAAACUAUUGCUGACAAAAUCGAAAUGGAACUUAAACCAUUCAUGGAAAAGAAUCGAGUAAUCCGAAAUGAAAAUCCCGGAACAAGUGAUCAAAGUAAUUAGUUUACGUUUAAUACUGCGUGCCACUGAUCAAGUUCUAAUGGUUUAAUAAAAUAGAGAGAUAGAGAGCCGUAAGGUAGUUAAGGAUUAAUAGACAUUUAAUUAUCAUAUGUUAAGUUGAUUAAAACCAACAAAAUAUCCGAUAAACGUUUAAAUUGUACUGACUUAACGUAGAUGAUGGUUACAUUUCUCGUGAAUAAAUCUUUGUGUUUCUUUUUGUAGUCGAAA
Molecule: messenger RNA, 1335 nt
Organism: Sitodiplosis mosellana (orange wheat blossom midge)
Lineage: Eukaryota; Metazoa; Arthropoda; Insecta; Diptera; Cecidomyiidae
Exons: 5
Coding region: 457-1110 (217 amino acids)
Source: RefSeq, a predicted model, not a curated record